AUGAGGUUACAACCUGAAACCAUACCAUCCAUAUUAUUCCAGUGUAAACUUAUUCCAAAAAAUUUAGAUCUAGAAAAUGAAGGUGGGUCUCUCUGUUCAGAGAAUUUUUAUAGGGAUAGAAAUGAACAUAGUGUGUUAUUUAUUGCUUUUCAGAAUAGCCAUAAACUUAUUUUGAUUGUCAAUUGUUGUAUUUUAGCAAAAGUUGACGGCGUCAUUAUAAUGUGGGAUUACUUAGUUUGUUAUUCUUUCUUCUCCCAUUGUUUGUCGUUUUUUAUUUUAUUUUUUUUUUUUUUUUGUUUUUAUUUUGCGUUCUUUUUCAAUCCGUUGGCCGGCCUUGCCAGGUGGAAGUUGGCUACUGUUGUUAUCGUUAUCCGAAAUAUUUUCCGGUUUUUUUUUCUUCAUUAUUAA
This is a messenger RNA of Saccharomycodes ludwigii, 408 nucleotides long. RefSeq lists its product as uncharacterized. The record is from RefSeq and is a predicted model, not a curated record. Bases 1 to 408 code for a protein of 135 amino acids. Lineage: Eukaryota; Fungi; Ascomycota; Saccharomycetes; Saccharomycodales; Saccharomycodaceae. The transcript has a single exon.